AGAUGCUCUAACAAUACCUACGUCUAUUUUAACAUCGACUUGCUCUAACAAUAGCCGCAUCUAUCUUGACAUCGUCGUUAGACUUGCUCUCAAGUACUUCGAGUUCGGCUCACAUUUAACCUUUGAGGCGUUUUGGUGUUGGGAAAACGGUGAAAUUAACCCAAGCAUAAACCAUGAUGGACAAUGUGCCGGAAAUGCGUGAUGUUGUCGGCGUGGAUGAGGAGGAUGACACCGGCGAAGAAGAAUCAGGUGAAAGCAUAGGGAGUAAAAAGCAGCGAGUAAAGGGGCCGUGGUCAGAAAAUGAAGAUGCUAUACUAAGUCAUAUCGUGGGGAGUUUUGGGGCCAGGAAUUGGAGUUUGAUCGCGAAAGGAAUACCGGGAAGAUCAGGAAAGUCAUGUCGUUUAAGAUGGUGCAAUCAGCUUCAUCCUGCCCUCAAGCGCAAACCCUUUACUGAUGAAGAAGAUCGACUCAUACUUCAAGCCCAUUCCAUUCACGGAAACAAAUGGGCAUCUAUUGCUAGACUUCUGCCGGGAAGAACAGACAAUGCUAUCAAGAACCACUGGAAUUCUACCCUGAGGCGCCGGGGCAUUGAACUUGGCAAGUCGAUGUUUGAGCGUGGUAACUGGCUUGAAGAUGCUAGUGGAGACGAAUCAAAAGUAUCAUCAGAAGAGACACUGUCAUGUGGGGAUGUAAAUUCAUCCAAGUCCUUGGAGGGGAAAAAUGUCAACUCCUUGGAAACGGAUGGUAAGAGUGCAGACGAUGUUCAAACAGAAUAUCAGUUAUGUAACGAAGCCAGAUAUCCACGUACGGUUUUCCAACCUGUUCCUCGUAUUAGUGCAUUUAGCAUAUAUAACCCUUUGGAUGGCCCAGAACCUCUGGUGCAGCACAGAAGGGUGACUUGCUCUCAGAAAGUGAUUCUUCCCCCAAAACCGGAUGCUGUAAUAGGUAAAUUGCUGGAAGGAAGUUAUGGUGAGCGAUUGGUGCCUCGCCAAUGUGGCUAUGGUUGCUGUGGUACAUCAACUAAGAAAAUGUCCAAAAGCUCUUUCUUGGGGCCUGAAUUUUCUGAUUAUGAAGAACCCAUAUCCUUUCCUAGUCAUGAAUUGGCUGGAUUGGCUGCAGAGAUAAGCAAUAUUGCUUGGCUUAAAAGUGGAUUAGAUAAUAGCAACAUAAAAGCCCCUGAUCAUGAAAGUGGCUGGUCGAUGAUCUCUAGAGGAUAUCACGUGCAAAGGGGACAUAUUGACAAGAGCAAAAAUAAUGUCCAUUCACAAACAUAAGGGAGAAUUUACCAACUGACACGUUGACCGGUAUUUCCAACUUUUAAUAUUAGGCCUGCUUCUGUCCAACAGUAGAAAAUUUCUAAGCCGAGUUGAUAUAAUUCUAGGCUGUGUAGCAUGUAUCAUUAGUAUAAUGUUAAACUGUAUUUCUGAUCGUUUACUAAUAGCAUGACAAGUUAUAGACC
Molecule: messenger RNA, 1459 nt
Organism: Daucus carota subsp. sativus
Lineage: Eukaryota; Viridiplantae; Streptophyta; Magnoliopsida; Apiales; Apiaceae
Product: transcription factor MYB1
Exons: 2
Coding region: 174-1274 (366 amino acids)
Biological process (GO): regulation of DNA-templated transcription
Cellular component (GO): nucleus
Molecular function (GO): DNA-binding transcription factor activity, RNA polymerase II-specific; RNA polymerase II cis-regulatory region sequence-specific DNA binding
Source: RefSeq, a predicted model, not a curated record